UCGUUAGGAAAAAUAGAAAAUCUCGAAGGCAGGGAACCGUUAAGUUGGAAAAGAGGAGCUUAGUAAGCUUGAAAAUGGUUAGAGCGACAAGAAUAUUGAGUAAAGGACGCAAAGCUCCUGCGGAUCUAAAUUUGCUUAAAGUCUUGCAGUCUGAGAUUACGCACGAGCUCUCCUUCAAACGCUUUCAGGAUAUUCAAAAUGGUCCCGUGGGGGGUUUUACGCUGGAAUAUGAUGCACCACAGUCCCAAGAUGUGGUUUUGCGGAGGAAAUGUGAGUCAGGAGAGGAAAUUGCGGUUUCAGCUAUGCUGGGGCCAGAUACCUUUGCAAGAGAGGGUAUUUUUCCAAGGGAAGUUUUGAUGAAAGUAUGUGUAAAAAAGCCAGGGUUGAGCUCGAUGUUGCAUUUUGAUUGUGGAGUUAGUGAGAUGGAUGGUGGCAGAUCUGAGUUUGACAUCCAUAGUGCAUGUUAUCUCCAAUCAGCAACUUGUCCUGGUCCUUCAGUCUACAGAGGCCCUAUGUUCAGCACUUUGGACCGUCAGUUACAAGGUGCGCUCAAGGAAUAUCUAGUUGCCAGAGGAAUUGGAGAAAGUCUAACCAACUUCCUUCUCCUCCACUUGCAUAAAAAGGAGCAAGGCCAAUAUGUGAACUGGUUGCAAAAACUUGAAUCUUUGGUGGCUAAAGGCGAGUGACAUAUAUGAGAUAUCGGUGAAGGGUUUACGUUAUAAAUUUUAUUUCUUUUAACAUUUGCAGCAUCCCUUUUUAUUUGAAAAGGAUUGUAGCUGAAAUUAAUUCAAACUGAGCUCAAAUUCUAAUUAUAAACCAAAAUGUUUACAUAAUCAAGAGUUGUAUCAUCAUCUCGAAAUUGGGACAUUUUUUUUCAACCCAGAGCUUAUAGUUUGCGGCAACAAGUUAC
Molecule: messenger RNA, 910 nt
Organism: Pistacia vera
Lineage: Eukaryota; Viridiplantae; Streptophyta; Magnoliopsida; Sapindales; Anacardiaceae
Exons: 3
Coding region: 75-686 (203 amino acids)
Cellular component (GO): mitochondrial matrix
Source: RefSeq, a predicted model, not a curated record